Molecule: messenger RNA, 1480 nt
Organism: Malania oleifera
Lineage: Eukaryota; Viridiplantae; Streptophyta; Magnoliopsida; Santalales; Ximeniaceae
Product: tRNase Z TRZ2, chloroplastic
Exons: 8
Coding region: 206-1306 (366 amino acids)
Source: RefSeq, a predicted model, not a curated record
UUUUGGGGCUAAAACGCACCGUUUUAACGGAUGUCCACUUCCAGCAACCUGGAAAAGUGGAUUGGACAUUGGAGAGUACUAUUGGAUCGACAGCGCGUAGAAAAAGAAAAACCUCUCCAAAACCCUCUGCCCGAGUCUAUCCACGAACUGAGGCUGAGGCAGAGCUUUUUAUGUGUUCUUCUUUCUUGUAUUUUCCCUCCAAAAGAUGCAAAUCUCUCUAACCAUCUCCAUCUCCACCUCCACCUUCCCUUCUCUCCCUCCAUUUCACGAACCCAUCUCACACCCUAUUCAUCAACCCCCUCCUGCGGUUCAAAGACCGCCGGCAAGCCACAAGCUUUCAGUGACGACACACGUUACUCGUGUUGGUGCUGGUAAAGGGUCGGGGGUUUUGUCGGCAAUUGGCCGUGCAAUUGAAGAAGAAGAGUACAGGAAGGCCAGGGCUGAGGUACAACGUAAAGGGAUUGACGUUGAAGGGUAUUCAAUUGAGGGAGUGUCUAUUGGAGGCCAUGAAACAUGUGUCAUUGUGCCCGAGUUGAAGUCCGCUUUCGAUAUCGGGAGGUGCCCGUCACGGGCUAUUCAUCAGAACUUCUUGUUCCUCACUCAUGCUCAUCUUGAUCACAUUGGUGGAUUGCCAAUGUAUGUGGCAACACGUGGUUUGUAUGACUUAAAACCUCCUACAGUAUUUGUGCCUCCUUGCAUUAAGGAGGAUGUGGAGAAGUUGUUUGACAUUCAUAGGGCCAUGAGUCAAGUGGAACUGAAGCUUGAUUUGGUUGCAUUGGAUGUGGGAGAAACAUAUGAAAUGCGAAAUGAUCUUGUUGUACGACCAUUUAAAACUAGUCAUGUUAUACCCAGCCAGGGUUAUGUUGUAUACUCUGUGAGAAAGAAGCUGAAGAAGAAGUAUAUUCAUUUGAAAGGAAAGCAAAUUGAGAAAUUAAAGAAGUCCGGUGUUGAGAUCACAGACAUAGUGUUGCAUCCAGAAGUAGCUUUCACAGGAGAUACUAUGUCAGAUUUUAUGUUCAAUCCACGCAAUGCUGAUGCCUUGAGGGCAAAGAUUCUUAUAACUGAGGCAACUUUUCUUGAUGAAGGGUUUAGCAUUGAGCAUGCACGACAGCAUGGUCACACUCAUUUAUUUGAGCUCAUAGAACAUGCUCAGUGGAUUCGAAACAAAGCUAUUUUGUUAACUCACUUCUCAUCCCGCUAUGAUCUUGAGGACAUUCGUAAAGGUGUCUCAAGGUUGCAGUCCAAAGUGUCUGCCAAAGUUGUUGCCUUAACAGAAGGCUUCAAGUCCAAGUACUCUCAGAUGUGAAGGGUCCAAUUUUGUUUGCGUGCCUGUUGAUAAUUGUAGUCAGUCAUCUGUAAUCAAUUGAUGGUUGAUGUUGAAAUUAUUUGGCCCCAUCUAAUUGCAUGUUUCCAGCCUUUACUUAGAUGUGGCCUCUGGUGUCAUUAGUGCCGAACAGAUGAUUAUAUGCACAUUUCACUC